Cladophialophora carrionii CBS 160.54 is the source of this 1614-nucleotide messenger RNA. RefSeq lists its product as uncharacterized. Bases 1 to 1614 code for a protein of 537 amino acids. The transcript has a single exon. NCBI's taxonomy places the organism in Eukaryota, Fungi, Ascomycota, Eurotiomycetes, Chaetothyriales, Herpotrichiellaceae. The record is from RefSeq and is a predicted model, not a curated record.
AUGCCUCCACAAAGUAGAGGAACGUCGCCGACUGCGGGCCAGCGCCCGUACUCGAAGUCGGAUUCCAUUCCACCGACACUGAGGCCGUAUCUUGAGAAUUUACCUUCACCCACCGUGUUGGUUCCCAGUGACCAAAGAACUCCGACAGGUCCACGCAUCGUCAUACCAGACCGAGACGUUGUCACGCCCAAACCCACUCCUCGGAGGAGCCGAGCUGUCACAUCGUUUGAGCUGGGCCCGGAUGACAGAGACACGAGCAAAGAUGAAGAGGUGGAUGUAUUUACUUCUCGCGGAGGCGAAUACACACUGGGCGAAGCGGCGGAACAGGAGGGUAACGCGGCGGAUGUGGCAGGCGUGACUUUGGACGACGAUGAUUUUGAGUCACACUACUCCCGCCAGGAGUCCGAGGACUCUGAGGAGGAAGACAGAGAACAGGCGAUCUUCCAGGACAAUGAAGACCAAGGGCGGCAGGAACGGCGUGAGAAUGGCACAGAGGACCCAGGUGGAGAGGCACCAGUUGCGCCGGAAAGACCAGAUUUGCUGUCCAGGGUUCGCUCAUUGCCUGCUCGGCCUCCGAUUUCACAGACGACAGAAAUGCAUUCUCCACCCCAAGAGCAAUCUGGUGGACUUCAUACCUCUCAGUCGACCACAUCUCUUCCUCCCCCACCACCUCCACCACUCUAUCCGCCGUUCUACAAUCGCCCGCCCACUCCUCUGCCACCGUCUCCAAGUCUAACGUCCCUUCUUCGACCCCCAUCUCUGCUCAAUCGCUCCACAGCGUCGACACGUCCUACCACACCUGACAGCUCCGACGUGGAGACCCCCAACGACACUGAAGCUGCUGUGGCUCACUCGGCUCGGCGUGCAAACCCACCACCACCUACCUCUCCCAAAGUCCCGACCUACGAGUACUAUGGCUUUGUCUUGUACUUGGCCUCCACGCUGGCCUUCCUGAUUUAUAUUCUCUGGUCUUACCUACCGUCUCCAUUCCUCCAUGCCUUGGGAAUCACAUAUUACCCCAACCGUUGGUGGUCGUUGGCCAUUCCAGCAUGGAUCGUCAUGCUCUUGAUUUUCAUCUAUGUUGCACUACUGAGUUACAACAUCGAGUAUCUCACUCUUCCGUUAGGGAGCUUGGAGUGCAUGGUCGAUGAAGCUGCGAAUGUGGCCAUCCUCGACCAAUCUGGGCGCUUGAGAAAAGGCGGGAGCAAACGUUUCGUCAGGGAACUGGAAGAGCGCGCGAAGCUUGAACGGGAAAUGGAGUCCUCACGAGCUAAAACUGGAAAGGGCAAGAAAGGGGCCCAUCGGUCACAAGACAAAGCAAAGCGAAAGUCUUCCCGAGCAAGCGGUGGUCGUCAUCCUGAGCCGCCUGAAGUGCCGGCACGAGGUUAUCGAGAUUCGCCGCCGUCCUUCUCAGCAACAGCCCCUAAUCCCUAUCAACCUCCAGCAACGUACCCCUUUAUUUCUACGCAUGUCCAUCCGACUCAGACCCAACAUGAGUACCAGAGGCAAGGGCUUUCCCCCUCAUACCCAAACUGGAAGCUUGUUUGGAACGAGGGUACCGAUGCCGUCAUGGAUGUGCCUAUCGGUGGGGUGUGCGAAGUAUUGUAUGGCUGA